CUGGAAGCGCGUCACUCGAGGCGAAGCGAAGGCGGCAAGCUGGCUUAACGAGCCUCAGAAGGUGUCUACCUACACCUCCGUCUCUUCCUUUUACAAGAUCAUACAUCACCAAAUGUGACACGCCACGCCCUCGCCCCCUCGCUGCCGCCACGAUGGUGAACAUGAACGUGUUCCGCAUCCUGGGCGACGUCUCCCACACCGCCUCCAAAUGCAUCCUCAUCUGGGCCAUCCACAACAACAAGUCGGCCGAAGGCGUCUCCCUCCUCACCCAAUGGCUCUACAUGCUCGUCUUCUGCACCCGCUACCUCGACCUCUUCUGGGUGCCGCCGCAGUUCAGCUGGUGGAAUACGUUCUUCAAGCUCUUCUACAUCAGCAGUAGCGUCUACAUUGUCUAUGUCAUGAUGCGCGUGUAUGCGCGCACGCGCGAGAAGGAGUAUGCGUGGAAGCUGGCCACGUGGUCGCUGGGCGCGAGUCUGGUCAGCGCGCCGCUGGUCUGCCUGAUAUUUGAAGGGACUCGAGGCAUUUCGCUGUUCGAGGUGUUCUGGACCUUCAGCAUCGAGCUCGAAAGUGUCUGUGUCCUCCCCCAACUCCUCCUCCUCCGCCAAACCACCGUGCCCACCGUCAUCGACAGCUUCUACCUCGUCACCCUAGGCAGCUACCGCUUCUUCUACAUCCUCAACUGGAUCCUGCGGCUUGCGCUAGAACACUACUUCGACGCCAUCAGCGUCAUCUUCGGCGUCAUCCAGACCAUCCUCUACAUCGACUUUGCAUGGGUCUACUACACACGGCAACGAGUGAAGUUGAGAGGAGGCGGCGUCGUCGAUUCCGACGAUCUCAGCAAGAGCUUUUUGGUGCGGCGCAUCAUUGGACGUGGCAGCAGGGCAGAUCGAGAAGACGAGGAGAUUGCCGACGAACAUUCCGUGCUGGGCGGGCAAGAGAAUGGGACGAUUCGGCCUUCGGGUGGACGAAGCUGGGGCGCUCGGGGAAUCAGCGUGAGUGCGGACGAUACCCUCCCUGAGCGGCAAGGUGGAGCGCCGGGGGCAUACGUGGAUACGGCGUCUGAUGCGCAGAUGAUUGACCCUGCGCAUUUUGAGGAAGAAGACGACGACGACGAUGAUGCGGAUGCGCCGCCUCCGUCUGUUGCUGCGAAAAACAGCAGAUACGAGGCUGUCGAAGCGUCGGAAGACCAGGAGGCGUGGGCGUCCAACACGGGAGACCAUUCGUGAUUCUGUCAGUCGAAUGGGUGCAUCAAGCGGUGUCGAUAUCGGGUUUGUCUUGACGCAUCUAGGGCAUCCCAUGUACGCUAUUCUGUAUCCUUGUUCACCCUGUAGAUAGCCACAGAAAAGGCAGUCACCCAGG
Neohortaea acidophila is the source of this 1359-nucleotide messenger RNA. RefSeq names its product ER lumen protein retaining receptor-domain-containing protein. Gene Ontology annotation, molecular function: ER lumen protein retrieval receptor activity. The coding region runs from base 153 to 1226 and encodes 357 amino acids. Gene Ontology annotation, biological process: endoplasmic reticulum to Golgi vesicle-mediated transport; protein retention in ER lumen. NCBI's taxonomy places the organism in Eukaryota, Fungi, Ascomycota, Dothideomycetes, Mycosphaerellales, Teratosphaeriaceae. Gene Ontology annotation, cellular component: cis-Golgi network; endoplasmic reticulum; membrane. The record is from RefSeq and is a predicted model, not a curated record. The transcript has 2 exons.